AUGUCUCAUCAAUACCAAGACAUGUACACAUCCGACUUUUCCAACCGCUCGCCGGGUUCCAACCGAUAUGGUAGCGGUCUGACCCUGAACCGCCAACCAUCUCGACACUUCGACAGCUAUGGCGGUGGACAGAUGCAGCAGGGUCUCUACACCUCGGAGGAUCAUGUAGCUUCGCGAUUUGAUUCUGUUGCCCGCUUCCCCCCCGUCAACGCAAACCCUCACUCCAACUCCUAUUACGAUAGCCAGACCUGGAACUACGGGGCGCCUAGUCUGAAUGGUAAUAAUAUGAAUAUUAAUGGUGGUGCAAAUACUAUGGGCGGAACGGGCCGUGUCAAAUCUCAGACGGCUCGCAGGGCUGGACUACCUUCUAAUUGGAUGGACUCUUCGAUGCCUCCUCCCCCUAUGCCACAACAGAACAUGGGCAUGCUCUCCCACCAACACCAGAUGAACGGUCACAACGGUCCAUACAACCAACAGCUCCAAGGUGGCCCUCCGCGGAUGGAUACUCCUCCCGAGCACGACGAGCUCAUCCCCACCGCCAUUGUCAUCAAGAAUAUUCCAUUUGCCGUUAAGAAGGAGCAACUAGUACAACUUAUGACAGAUAUGCACCUCCCGCUUCCCUACGCCUUCAACUACCACUUUGACGGCGGAGUUUUCAGGGGCUUGGCCUUUGCAAACUUCACCACUCCCGAAGAAACUUCAGUUGUCAUUGACACGAUGAACCAUAUGGAGCUCCAAGGAAGAAAGUUGAGAGUCGAGUACAAGAAGAUGCUCCCUAUGCUGGAGAGGGAAAAAAUAGAGCGCGAGAAAAGGGAGAAGCGCGGACAAUUGGAGGAACAACACCGGCCGAUGCCAAAUGCCUCUGUCCCCUCCCUCAAUGCACAAGCAUCAAUGAACUCCAUAAACUCGAGUCACAUACCCUCGUCUCCAUCGCCAGUCUCAUUAAGAGGACAGGCACAAAUCCCUCUCGACAUGAAUGACCCCGUAAUUCUGGGAUUCUACGGCGACCUCAUAGGGUUCAAGAAUGAUGCCAGCAGAGACAUCUACGUUUUCCCAAGCACUGUUCCCCCUGCUGAUCGCCGAACAAUCCAUACUUUGGCUCACAACAUGGGGCUCGAACACAGAUCCGAAGGAACUGGUGAUGGUCGGUGCGUUCAAGUUUACAAAACAAGGCAUUCCACCAUCAGCCCUGCCGUCCCGCAACUCCCGCAGAGCUCCUACUACAACGAUGCGUCGCGCCGUGGUCUGAACCGUGCGGCAACCAUUGACUUUGGCGAAUCGAGAGCCAACGAUGGCAACUACUACAACCAUUCACUCCGGAACCAAGGUUCUGGCCUUUUGGAUAUUCCAGGAUCUCCUGGAUUGGGAGUCAAUCAUAAUAAUCUUCGCGCGGCAAAAUCGUUCGCUGAUCUCCGUUCGUACACACCCUCACCCUCGCAAUCUGUUCAAAGUUAUCCUACCAAUGCUUCGGCAACUAUUGCGCGAUACACUGACUACGGUCCACCAUCGCAAGCUUCUGGAACCCCCAAUCUAACACCAACAUCUGCAGGAGGCCAAAAUCCUUUGAAUAACCGCGACGAGAGCUCCCUUCUGAACGGACUCAACGGUCUUUCCCUCGGGUUCGAUCGCCCGAAUGCUGGCAGAACCGCCACAAAUGGUCGUAUGGGACAAGAGAGAGAAAUUCCAAGUGCUGGACCUAUUGGAAGCCAACGUCCCAUGAACGGCAAUGCCUACGAUGAGAAUCCUCGAAACGGUGCUACUGCACGCCCCGAAAGACAACCUCGCGGACCAGGUAGCGAAUGGGGAGCUGGCUUCCAACGGCCAAGACAGAAUGGACACCGCAAUCAGGGCAGUGGUGAGCUUGAUCUGAAUAGCAUCGAAACGGAAUGGGAUGAUAACAUUGCUCAAGAUUCCUCCGAUCGCAGCCUCCCUUCGAAUAAUCGAUACAUGUAA
Messenger RNA from Lachnellula hyalina, 1953 nucleotides. RefSeq names its product RNA-binding post-transcriptional regulator (gene cip2). The coding region runs from base 1 to 1953 and encodes 650 amino acids. Gene Ontology annotation, cellular component: cytoplasm; nucleus. The transcript is spliced from 3 exons. Gene Ontology annotation, molecular function: mRNA binding. The record is from RefSeq and is a predicted model, not a curated record. Lineage: Eukaryota; Fungi; Ascomycota; Leotiomycetes; Helotiales; Lachnaceae.